CAUACAGGUGCGAGUGGACAUUCGUGCGUAAUUUUCUGUCAGCUAGAAACGCGUGUAUUCAGCGUGAAUUCCCGCUGUUUGUCGUUACGAAGAGACAUUUACAGCUUCAGCUGAAUGUCUGUGACCAUCACACAGUGAACACCGCGCAAAUGGAGCAUGUUUUUACUUUAACACAACGGACCAACAAGCUGCUGUAGUCUGUGGCAGAUCCACGGGAAUAAAACGACGUAUUGUUUUUUUCUUUUUUCCUGGCACAAUACUGGAUUACCGGAGCUGCGGGAGAGGCUUUGAGGAAAGAUCUGGAUAACACACGGACCUCUAAUGUGAAACGACAGGUGCGUUUUCACAUUCGCACCUCGUUUUUUUUGUUUUUUUUGUUUUUUUUGUUUUUUUGUUUUACAGUCUGAUUUUCGGCCGGAGCCUGUGAGAUGCAGCCUCUACCUGACAGAUGUGUGGUGACACAGAUGCAACCUACAGAGAGCCCGUCUACCUGCUGCUGAUCGGCUGUGGUUGGCUGUGGAGCUCCGAGACUGCUACAGCUGCAAAUUUUCCCCAUCACCUUCAUCAUCAACGUCUGCCACUUCAAACAGGACGAUCCUCUGGAGGACAGUGGCUGCUUUUUGGCUGAUCAAAGCACCAGCAGUCAGAGAGUACCUGCAGACGAUGGCUCUGGCUGAGAUGCUCGUUUGAAAGCAGCAUGAGAUAAAUGAAGACUAACUUUCUAAUUGCUGAUUCAAGCUUUCUUCCCUUCUCUGUUUGGCACUGAUGAACAUGUUCCUGUGUGUUAGCUGACUGACACACGAGCCGGGGAGAAGCUCACUCAGGAGAUGGCUCGACCAGGAUCGGGGCUGCUGGUGCCCGUUAAUGGGCUGGGGUACCCGCCUCAGAACCUGGCCAGGGUGGUGGUCUGGGAGUGGCUGAACGAACACGGGAGAUGGAGGCCUUACAGUGCGGCAGUUUGCCACCACAUUGAGAACGUAUUGAAGGGGGACGCUCGGGGGACUGUAGUUCUGGGGCAGGUGGAUGGACAGCUCUCUCCCUACGUCAUCGACCUGCAGUCCAUGCACCAGUUUCGACAGGAUACAGGAACCAUGAGACCGGUGCAGAGGAACUUCUACGAGCCAUCAUCGGCCCCGGGGAAAGGUGUAGUCUGGGAGUGGGAGAACGAUAACGGCUCGUGGACGCCGUAUGACAUGGAGAUCUGUGUGACCAUCCAGAACGCCUACGAGAAGCAGCACCCCUGGCUGGACCUGACCUCUCUGGGCUUCUGCUACCUCAUCGACUUCAACAGCAUGUCUCAGACCAACCGGCAGAGCCAGCGCAAGAGGCGCCUGCGGAGACGCAUGGACCUGGCCUACCCCCUCAUCAUGGGCUCCAUCCCGAAAUCACAAUCCUGGCCUGUCGGGGCAAGCUCGGGUCAGCCGUGCUCCUGUCAGCAGUGCAUCCUGGUUAACAGUACAAGAGCGGCCUCCAACGCUAUCCUGGCAUCACAGCGGCGGAAAGUCUACGGAGGGACGGGGGGAAACUCGGGUGCUACAGGGACCAUCUCUGGGGUGCGUCAGAGCAACACCUUCGCUGGAACGUCUCUGUGGUCACCGACUUCCUCCUCGUCUGGAACAAACAAUAAUAAUAUAAGUGUAGGAGGUGGGCACACUAAAGCUGAACAGGUGCAGUCGCCGCUCUCCUCUGCCAACUUCCCCUGUUCCCCCGUGAUGCCGUCUCUCUCAUCCGCCCAUGGCCACCACGCGCUCACCAUCAACGGACAGAACAACCUGAAUCGGCCGGGCACUCAGCGCAUCUCCAUGGGCACAGCCAGAGGAGCAAUCCCACCAGGGGUUCCUGCUCUCCCAGUAAAGAACCUGACUGGAUCUGGACCAGUGCACCCAGCUCUAGCAGGUAUGACAGGUAUCCUGAUGUGCGCUGCAGGUCUGCCUGUUUGCCUGACCAGAGCACCCAAACCCAUCCUGCACCCACCACCCAUCAACAAGAGCGACAUGAAGCCCGUACCUGGAAUCAACGGCAUGCGCCGCAAAACCAAGAAAAAGCACCUGAGGAGAGGAAAAAACCCAGAGGACGUGGUGCGGCGAUACACCGAGAAGAUUAAAGUGGUUCCAGAUGAGGACUGUACCAUCUGCAUGGAGAGGCUGGUCAUGGCGUCCGGCUACGAAGGCGUCCUGCAGCACAAAGGCAUCAAGCCAGAGCUGGUGGGCAAACUUGGCAAGUGUGGGCACAUGUACCAUCUGCUGUGCCUGGUGGCCAUGUACAACAAUGGCAAUAAGGAUGGCAGUCUUCAGUGCCCCACAUGUAAAACCAUCUACGGAGAGAAAACCGGCACACAGCCUCCCGGGAAGAUGGAGUACCAUGUCAUCCCCCACUGCCUGCCAGGCUACCCCGACUCCAAAACCAUCCGCAUAGUCUACGACAUUCCUGCUGGGAUACAGACCAACGAACACCCCAACCCUGGGAAGAAGUUCAGUGCCAGAGGGUUCCCACGACACUGCUACCUGCCUGACAACGACAAAGGCAGGAAGGUCCUGAAGCUGCUCAUCAUGGCCUGGGACCGACGCCUCAUCUUCACCAUCGGCACGUCCAGCACCACGGGUGAGUCGGACACAGUGGUGUGGAAUGAGAUCCACCACAAGACAGAAUUUGGCUCCAACCUUACUGGCCAUGGUUACCCCGACCCAAACUACCUGGACAAUGUCCUGACGGAGCUUUCGGCGCAGGGAGUCGGCGAGGACAACCUGAAGGAGUGAGGUUGUCCUGAAACACAGAAACCACAACCCAUCAUGCAUUGCUGUCUCGCAGAAGACAGGGACACUGAAUAAUGGGCCAAAAUGCGUCCAAAAAUCUUUCAAUAAAACUCCCCUGCUGAAGUGGUGGAAUAAGAGCAGUGGAAGCAAGUAAACAACAUGGCUAUAAUCAAAUUUUUUUGAUUAUUAUACAUCUCCCCCCUGCUGAUCCAUGCCUUGAGCAUGCUGCAUUCAUGCCAAAUUUUCACAGGGAAAAAGAUGUCUAGUAAAAGUGAGAUUGGUAUCAUGUCAGUUGCUGCAGGUUUAAAAUCAAUCAAAAAGAAGCUGUUCCCACUUGCACUUGGAGUAAAAUAAGAAAGGGCCAACAUAUACAGAGGCAUCUUUAUAAAUGCUAAACCCUAGAAUGCAUGGCCCAGACUAACGCUGCAAUGUUUCAAUGUUUGGGAGAGUCUCUACAAUACAGUAAGGUGUUGAAAGAUAAGAUAUUGUGAAGAGAAAUUUGUGAGAAUGUCAGCAUUCUGAAUUAAUCCAAAUAGGUGAUUUAUUUUCCCUUUCAUUUUAAAAUUUCUUGCUGUCCUUUAACAAAUGGUAAAACUUAAAAAAACUGUUAAUUGAACUAUGAAUUUAUUACCAUGGAAAUUCAACUUCUGAUAGCAUAAGGUGAAUUCUUCUGUCAGAUGGGAGUGUUUUCUGUAAUGCAUGAAGUAGAAUGCAGAUUGCCAAAGGCCAUGAAAUAUUAAGCGUUUGGUGAUAAACGUAUGUUGUACGGUUGACCUUGCAAACUGUCUAUAAGAGGAGGUGAGAAAAAGACAGAACAAACAUCAGCUUGAGGCUUGUUACGAGCUGUUGUGACGUGAAAGAUUUAGGUUGUGAAGCAGAGGUUUGCCACGCUCCAAGGUUACACUCAUUUGUUUUGUUGACACACUGAUGACGCUGACCUCUGUGAAUAUAAAGCUUGCAUUAAUUUUCUCCCCGUUGGAGCGAACCCCAGCAUUGGCACGAUCCAUCAUGCUGACCAAACAUGAGGGGCUAGUGCGUGAUUGCGUGCUCUGAUGCAUUAAUUUGCUGGCUUGAAGUCUUUGAGGAGAAAAGCUGAACACGCGCUCCUCACAGAUGGACGUCCCUCUUUCAAACACCAACAGCUCAUCCCUGGAGACGCAGCUCGGGCAGUGCUCUGGCUCGCCUGCGAUCUACAAGUCUCUAGUGGGCUUGUUUGCUGUAGGCAGUGCACCAAGCUCCACUGCAUGUAUAGCCGGCAGUGAAACAUCUUAUUCCCAGUGCGAGCUCACACAGAGAUGUAAAGGCCGAUCCUGAUGUAUGGCCUUGAUGCUUCUCUCCUCCUCCUUGGCAGCAGAGUGCUUCAUUUAAAGAACCAGGCAAUUGUUGGUCUAAUAUGGUGUUAGCUGAGAGAUAUUUCUCCUCUCCUGCUCUCUUCCCCUUUAGAUUUAAUGCCUGUGAGCUGCAGAUUUCGAAGGUCCUUGGUGUUGAUCUUGUGAUGUUUUCUUUCUCUGAGAUAAAAGAUAAACCCAGUGCUGCAUAAUUCUCUAUAAAUAUAUCCGAUCAAUAUUAAUGAGGAGGGGUGUGGAUAUAAAGUUAAGCGUAUGGGCACCCAGCUGUGAGCUUAAUUUUGAAGUGAAUCAUAGUCUUCCAGUGCACACUGGUGCAACAGUUUUAAUCGGUCGUCUUAUUUUUAGAAACACGUCUUACAUUGCAGCUAAGUCUGUCUUUUUUAAGUUGACAUUUUUAAACUGGCUUGCAAUGCUUUGAAAAAUAUAAAUAGUAUACAUUUGCAGAUGUGAUAUACCUUUAAAUUCAAGCUCAAUUUGAGUGGAUGGUGUAAGUUUAAUUUAUUUUUAUACUCUUCUAUAUAGAAAAUAUGAAAAUAUACUGGCCCACAUAUAGACAGGCACAUGUUAACAUGAAUACAUAAAAUCUGACAAAGCUGAAUUUGUCAGUGUGUCAGGGACUGUUGAAAUAUGUACGACAUGUUAUGGACGUCUUAUAUUACAAGUAGUCUUAGCGUAUGCUGCUGUCGUUACCUUAAUGUAGAAUCUGUGUAGUUGAUCCCAGUUGGACUCCAAUAAAAACAGUAAAUGUGUCUUUAUUAUUGUUGGGGGAGCUUUAGCAGCAUGAAGAUGGCCGUCCCCCCCCCACACACACACACACACAAAUGGGCAAUUUGUCUUUUUCUACUUGACCAGAACAUUGGAAAGGAGCAAUCUUUGUGCCGUCUCAAAGUGGAAAAAAUGCACAUCUGGGUCAAAACAAGCUACAAAUGUUUCUUAGUGUGUGUUUUAGCUUUUUGAAGCAAAAGAUUGAAGUUAUCUUCUUAUGCCAAUAUUGAAUACACUAAAUUCAUUUUUUCCAAGCCCUGAAAACUGAAUAUAAGCUUAAAGUUGUUCAACUUUCACCCAAAAUUUGUUUUGUGUUUUUGAUCAUACACUUAACCAGUGUUAAUUUUGCCUACUAAUACUGUGACUAAAAAUGUUUGUAGACCAUAAUCCAUGAACAUAAUCCAAAAACUCUCACGAAAGGUAAGUAAUAUCUCACAAAAGACUAGAAUGUGAGGACUAAAACCAGACUAAAAUGCUUUUGAAGUUUUGUUGACUAAAUCUAGACUAAAACUACAAAUGUUAAAAAUGAACUAAAUUCAAAAUAGCUAUCAAAAUGAACGCUAGUCUUAACUUCUAAGCUAACCACUGUUUGUUACUUGGCUGUAAACUAGCUGAGACAGAUUUUUGAGGGUUUUAGUCCUAAAUUAUAGAAAGAAAUGAAAACUGGCGAGUGAGAAAGUGAGGGGAGCGACACACACUAGGCUACCAAGCUAUAUGCUAGUUAGCUUGGAUUUUAGCUUAAACUAUUUAAAAUAUAAAUGACAGAUUGAGGGUUAAAACUUAAAAAAUGUGCAAGGUGGUUUAGACAUUAGGUGUACCUCUAAAGAUUUAAAUAUUUUGGGGGAAAAAAUCUGACAUUUAAGCUAGCUAGAAAAUUCUGGCUAGCUGGAUAAACAAAAAUGGGUAAUAUUCUCCAUUAAUUUUCGGUCUAAGCCUUGCCAGGCAUACUAUCUUAAGGCUUCUUAGAUGUGAGCUGUAAACUGCUCAAGGGUUAAGUUUGUCAUUGAAAUAAAAUAACAUUCAAGUGAGCUAGCACUGUAAGCUAGCUGCCAAAGAUGUUAGCUGUAAACUAGCUUAACUCUGAAAGAACCCCUAGUAUUUUAAACAGCUAUCAACUACUUUACCAACUAAAUCAGAAGCAAUUUAUGCAAUAGAGAGAAAUUCCCAUUUUUUUAUUUCAAAGUUUCAGAGGGAUUAACUAGUUCUCACCAAAAUAAGCGUCAAUUUUUUGGUUCCUAUACAAGCUAAACUAAGCAAACAAAAAAACAUUUGUAUGCUAAAUGAAGACCCAGGUGUUGAAACAGUCUUUGUUUGGCCUGUUCCAUCUCCUUCACAACCUUUUUGACUCCCUUUAUAAUACGGGACAGCAGAAGACGAUGCUUCCAAUCUAUCAGGGAACUUUUUCCAUGUUGACAUUAACUAGAGAAAUCCAAAUGUUUGCUUCUUCGAGUUUUUCUUUCAAUGUGUCGGCCUUGUUGUGUGAAGGAUGCAGGCCGGUCAGACUUUUCAGGUGUGUACAGAAUUAUAUAGGAAAGAUUGAUAAAAAUGGUUUGGUAUUUGUCUGAUGAAGAAAGAGAGAUGGUGUUUAUGCAAUUUACUAUUUUUAAGAUAUUAUACAUGGUUUAUGUGUAGCAACAAGGCUGAUAUUUUGGUUUAUAUGACUAUGGAUGUUUUCUUUAUGGGGUGCCUACCUCCAGGUUUCAAAGGGGCCGCAACCCGAAGAUGUCCACAUGCUAUGUAUUAGAAAACAUAUAUUUUUGAUGUCCUUUUUUUUUUAAAUAAUGAUUGUCUCUAAAAGAAAUAUUAUAUUGCUGUAUUACUCUUAUUACAAUCCAUUCCAUACUAUUUUCCAUUUGAUGAAAAGUGGGAUAAAGAGUGAUUCACUUUUUCCUAACAUAUGAAGUAUUUACAGUUGUACUCUCACAUAGCGUCAGCUGCAAACUGUACUUCUCUCUUAAAUUGAUACCUUAACAUUUUCUGUGGGUAUACUGUAUGUUUGUAUGUGUUCGUCUGUGCGAGUGUGUGAACGUGCACAGGAUGUGCAUCCAGUAAGCAAAUCUUAGGUUCAUGUCCUUUAAAGAUACAGUAAUGUUCUCCUAGAGGUGCAUGUUAACCAAACUGUGAGCAGGUUUAUUGACAAUGCAUAGUUUUUUGCGUCUUAAAUCAUCAUAGCUUAUUUAGAAAUAUCGCCCAGGUCCUCUGGGGAUUUAGCACUGUGGUUUUGCAUCUUUCUCCAGAUAGAUAGAAAGUAUUUUUCCUCUUUCAGGUUUGAUUUACACAGUUGGGGACCGAGGUGGCGUUUGGCUGCUCUCCUCACUGUUUUGACAUGUAAAACAUCUGAAUGUUUUGCAUUUUAAGUGCCCAUUUAAAUUGACAUUCUCAAAUCAUGAUUUCUGUGGUUUGAUUUAAGCAGUGUCUACAUAUUGCUAUUGAAAAUGGUCCACAAAGAGUGACUGGAAUAAACAGAAAGCAAGAUAUAGAGACAUUGAUUAAACUAUAAAGGGCUUCUUAAUCUAUCAGUCUUUAUUGAAUUGUGAUGACCUUGUUGCAUGUUUGUGUGUUCCUUGUGGAAAAUAAAUGUGCCCUGGACAAGGGUAGUUUGUUUGA
This is a messenger RNA of Cheilinus undulatus (humphead wrasse), 7474 nucleotides long. It is a transcript of the gene dtx1, whose product is annotated as deltex 1, E3 ubiquitin ligase. The transcript has 10 exons. Gene Ontology annotation, molecular function: ubiquitin protein ligase activity; zinc ion binding. Gene Ontology annotation, cellular component: nucleoplasm. NCBI's taxonomy places the organism in Eukaryota, Metazoa, Chordata, Actinopteri, Labriformes, Labridae. Gene Ontology annotation, biological process: Notch signaling pathway; protein ubiquitination. The record is from RefSeq and is a predicted model, not a curated record. The coding region runs from base 828 to 2756 and encodes 642 amino acids.